Messenger RNA from Spinacia oleracea (spinach), 3937 nucleotides. RefSeq lists its product as uncharacterized. The transcript has 18 exons. The record is from RefSeq and is a predicted model, not a curated record. Gene Ontology annotation, molecular function: beta-galactosidase activity; carbohydrate binding. Lineage: Eukaryota; Viridiplantae; Streptophyta; Magnoliopsida; Caryophyllales; Amaranthaceae. Gene Ontology annotation, biological process: lactose catabolic process. Gene Ontology annotation, cellular component: beta-galactosidase complex. Bases 207 to 3746 code for a protein of 1179 amino acids.
UGAAUUUAAAGAAAAACUGAGAAUAUGGACCACACACACUGUAGUACCAUUCCAUACUUUGACAAGUUUAUGUUGAUUUCCGAGUGUUGACUGGUGUCAUACUGUCAUGGUGUGGGUUGCGUUGUUGUUCACUAUACUUAUCCUAGUAGUAGCCUUUGCACUUUGCAGUAUGAACUAGUUUUGUCCUUUUAAAAAAGCCUGCACACAUGCACGGAACUGGAAUCAUCCUCAAUAAACCCAAAUGCCAGGAAUAUCCCCUAAUUUCUCGUUAUUUGCUCAACUCAAAGCCGAUCAAUCUAACAAAUCUUUCCAAAAACUUCUUCCGUUCUGCCAAUUUCUUCACUGUUCCAACCUUUUAUUGCCAUUGUCGUCAGAAUUCACCCACUCAUCUUACUGCUUCUCAGGUUGAAAAACAAUCUAUGGCAUCUACGGAAAAUGAAGAAGCUUUUUUACUGAAGUACGAAGUAUGGCAAGAUCAAACUUUUUUCAAGUGGAGAAAGAGAGAUGCACAUGUUCCUCUACGCUGUCAUGAUACAGUAGAAGGAUCUCUCAGAUACUGGCUUGAAAGAAGCAAGGUGGAUUUAUCAGCAUCAGACUUGGCCAUUUGGGAUGAGUCGGAUGACAAUGCUGUAGCUGCUGCUCUGAAUUGCGCUUCUUCUUGGGUCAAAGGCUUGCCUUUUGUGAAGUCUUUAUCUGGUUGUUGGAAAUUUCACUUGGCUUCUGGACCAAGUAGAGUCCCAUCAAAGUUUUACCAGAGUGAAUUUCAUGACAACGAUUGGGGAACUGUACCAGUUCCUUCUAAUUGGGAGAUGCAUGGAUAUGGUCAGCCUAUCUACACAAACACUGAAUAUCCAUUCCUGGUUGACCCUCCCCAUGUUCCCCCAGAAAAUCCGACAGGCUGCUACAGGACAUACUUUGAUAUUCCCAAUGUAUGGGAAGGUCGAAGAAUACUAUUGUACUUUGAAGCUGCUGAUUCUGCCUACCAUGUAUGGGUAAACGGGUCUCCUGUUGGAUACAGUCAGGAUAGUCGGCUGCCUGCUGAGUUUGAAAUUACCGAAUACAUUCAUCCAUGUGGUUCAGAAAAGAAAAAUGUUUUAGCUGUUCAAGUCAUAAGAUGGAGUGAUGGUUCUUACCUUGAAGACCAAGAUCACUGGUGGUUGUCUGGGAUUCAUCGUGAUGUGCUGCUACUAGCAAAACCUGAGGUUUUUAUUGCAGAUUAUUCCUUCAUUUCACACUUGGAUGGCAGUUUUUCUCAUGCAGACUUAGCGGUUGAGGUAAAGGUUGACACUCCACAAGGAAUGCCUAGAGACCGCAUCCUUUCUGAUUUUACUCUGGAAACAAGAAUUUAUGACAAUGGAAAAUGGCAUGAAAGUGAUGGACCAAAUGAUCUUCUUUCAUCUGUGGUGACACAAAUGGAACUUGUACCACCUGCAAGUUUCAGGUUUAAUGGAUAUCAUUUUAAAGGAAUGAUAGAGAGUCCAAGACUUUGGUCUGCUGAGCAGCCGAAUCUGUACACUCUGGUUGUGAUCUUGAAAGACGCAUCUGGUAAUGUGGUAGAUUGUGAAUCGUGCCAGGUAGGUAUUAGGCAAAUAACUACUGCUUACAAACAGUUAAUGGUUAAUGGACAACCUGUUAUGGUUAGAGGCGUAAAUAGACAUGAGUUCCACCCACGUCUUGGAAAGACAAAUUUGGAGUACUGCAUGGUUAAGGACCUGGUAUUGAUGAAGCAGUAUAAUAUCAAUGCUGUAAGGAACAGCCACUAUCCCAACCAUUCUCGAUGGUAUGAGUUGUGUGAUCUAUUUGGCAUGUACAUGAUAGAUGAAGCAAACAUUGAGACACAUGGUUUUGAUGACUCUGGUCCUUUUAAACAUCCUACAAUGGAACCCACCUGGGCUGCUGCUAUGCUUGAUCGUGUUAUAGGCAUGGUUGAAAGGGACAAAAACCACGCAUGCAUCAUUUCUUGGUCCUUGGGCAAUGAGGCUGGAUAUGGACCAAAUCAUUCUGCUUUAGCUGGUUGGAUUAGAGGAAGAGACUCUUCUAGGGUGGUACAUUAUGAAGGAGGUGGAUCCAGAACCUCAUCUACUGAUAUAGUGUGUCCCAUGUACAUGCGUGUUUGGGACAUGGUAAAGAUUGCCAAUGAUCCAAAUGAAGCAAGGCCUCUCAUAUUAUGCGAGUACUCACACGCUAUGGGAAACAGCAACGGUAAUAUAGAUGAGUACUGGGAAGCUAUUGAUAACACAUUUGGACUUCAGGGAGGCUUCAUAUGGGAUUGGGUUGAUCAGGGAUUACUAAAGGAAGGUGCAGAUGGUAAGAAGCACUGGGCCUAUGGAGGCGACUUUGGUGAUACUCCCAAUGACCUGAACUUCUGCAUCAAUGGCCUUGUAUGGCCUGAUAGAACUCCUCAUCCUGCACUGCAUGAAGUGAAAUAUCUUUAUCAGCCAAUCAAGGUUUUACUCAACGAAGGGUUGCUCAAGAUAAUAAACACUCAUUUUUACGAAACUACUGAAGGAUUGGACUUUCACUGGGUUAUUCUUGGUGAUGGAUGUGAAUUAGGAUCUGGAGUUUUUUCUCUGCCACAAAUUGAACCCCAGGGUAGCCAUUCUAUGGAAUGGGCAUCUGGUCCAUGGUACAUGGCUUGGACCUCGUGUACUGCCGAGGAAAUUUUCUUGACAAUAACUGUGAAACUACUCAAUUCCACUCGCUGGGCGGAAGCUGAUCAUGUGAUUUCAUCUACGCAAGUGCCAUUGCCUCCCAAGAAAAAGUCUGCUCCUCAUGCUAUCAAACCUAAGGAUCCUGUCAUCCAAACUGAGAGUCAUGGAGACUUGAUCAAGAUUUUUCAACAGGAUGUUAGUGAGAUUAUGUUUAACACUCAGACAGGAUUGAUUGAGAGCUGGAAGGUUCAAGGAGUUCCUGUGAUGAACAGAGGCAUAGUUCCUUGUUUCUGGAGAGCUCCUACAGAUAAUGACAAAGGGGGUGGUGCUGAAAGUUACUUAUCUAAGUGGAAAUCUGCUCUCCUUGAUGACAUAGUUUUCCUGGCCAAUAGCUGUUCGGUUCAGAAUAACACAGGAUUUAUUGAAAUAGCUGCAGUUUUUCUUGGAAUCCCAAGAUCAAAAAAAAGUUCUGAACCAAAAGAAUCUGAUAUUACUUUUACAGUUAAUAUAACUUAUAUAAUCUAUGGUUCUGGAGAUAUAAUAAUUGAGACUAGUGUCAAACCUCGGUCUGAUAUUCCGCCUUUGCCUCGGAUUGGAAUUGAGUUCCAUUUAGACAAAGAAGUGGACAGAAUAAAAUGGUAUGGUAAGGGGCCAUUUGAGUGUUACCCUGAUAGAAAAGCAGCUGCUCAGGUAGCAAUUCAUGAGAAAUCUGUUGGUGAGAUGCAUGUUCCUUACAUAGUUCCUGGAGAAUGUGGUGGGAGGGCGGAAGUUAGAUGGCUGACAUUACAAAACAAGGACGGUGUAGGAAUUUAUGCUUCCAUAUAUGGUAGUUCCCCAGCAAUGCAAAUGAGCGCCAGCUACUACACGACAACUGAGCUAGAUCGGGCUACUCAUAAUGAAAAUCUUGUUGAAGGAGAGGACAUUGAGGUUCAUCUUGAUCACAAGCAUAUGGGUUUGGGAGGAGACGAUAGCUGGAGCCCAUGUGUCCAUGAUAAGUAUCUUAUCCCUCCUGCACCUUAUUCAUUUUCUAUCAGAUUAUGUCCACUCACUUCUGCAAGUACAGGACAUCUUAUCUACAAAGCUCAACAACAAUAAACUCCCCUACAAUGUUUGAGAAUAACAUGUCCAACAUUCAUUAGCAUUUAGUUGCAUAUAUUUGGAUUGACAUACACAUGCUCUCCUUUUCAAUAAAUAAAUGUAACUUUAGGUUUUGCUGAUGAAAUUAUGGAAAUACAUAAAAUCGCAGAACAGACAGCUUUGGUUUCCAUGUUUGUGGACCGGCAUAA